AUGGAUGAGGUCAAGCUGGAGAGCCUCUCCGGCAGGGCAGGAAUCAUCAAGGCCAGCCAGGACUCCGAUGCCCUGGAUCGAAUUUCACAUCAGGUCCUCGAUGACGUUCUUUACAAUGUCAUCUUCGAUCUCGUCCUCGAAGUCCACCGCGAAGAGAAGACUCGCCGGGCCAACACUGCUGCCAUACGGGUGGAGAAGCUGGCCGCCGACGCCGCCGACGCCUCAGACCCAGACACCAAGCCUGACAUAAGAACAGAGACCGACGCUGCCAUAUACGAGGACGGUAGGGUUCUGCUCAAGGGCAAUCCAUUACAGACCACAAAGGACAUCCUGUGCCCACGAUGCCACCUCCCUCGCCUGCUGCACCCGACCGACGGCAGGGGGGCUCAGAAGCCAGACCCUGGUGUGAUAUAUUGCAAGAAGCACCCUUACAUUGACAAACCCGGUUACGACAUCUACGGUCAGACAUGGGUCGCCCCGGGUCCAGGCAGGGGCAAGAAAAAGAAGGACAUGGAGAAGAAACUCGAUGCCAGUGUAGACGGCACCGUCACGCCCACCUCCGACGGCCAGCGGCCGCCCAACGUGCUCUCGUUCCCCUCUGCGACAUGUAGCAAGUGUAAGCGGUGCAUACUGGUCACGCGUCUGAACAACCAUAUGGGAGCGUGCAUCGGCAACAGCGGGAGGAACGCAAGUCGUGUGGCCUCGCAGAAGAUCACUAACGGCGGUAAUGGCGACAACACCCCUCCAUCCAGCCAGAAGGGCACCCCGGUCAAUGGCUCGAGGGCGGGCAGUCCUAGGAAGCGCGAUGCCGACGAGCUUGACGAGGACCAGGAAUCAGACACAACAAAUCCCAAGAAGAAGAGCAAGAAGCUCAAGGGACCAACCACAAAGAUCCUGCUCAAAAACAAGCCCAAGAAGGAGAAGGAGAAGGAGAAAGUCAAGACCAGCUCGUUCCUGAGCGUUGAGUCCAAGGUCGACGACGAGGACGACGAAGAUGACAAGAAAUCAACCGUUCAAGUCGUGUCCAAGAAACCCACGUCAAAGCAGCCAUCACCCGCCAAGAAACUGAAACUAGGGAACCCAAAACCACCUUCGGCAUCACCCAAACCAAAGAACGGCAGUCAGGUAGAUGGCGGCUACGAAUCUUCAGACACGUUGUCAGACCCACCACACGCAUAG
Messenger RNA from Diaporthe batatas, 1179 nucleotides. RefSeq lists its product as uncharacterized. The transcript has 2 exons. The coding region runs from base 1 to 1179 and encodes 392 amino acids. The record is from RefSeq and is a predicted model, not a curated record. Lineage: Eukaryota; Fungi; Ascomycota; Sordariomycetes; Diaporthales; Diaporthaceae.